Aspergillus viridinutans is the source of this 228-nucleotide messenger RNA. RefSeq names its product putative pheromone P-factor (Map2). Lineage: Eukaryota; Fungi; Ascomycota; Eurotiomycetes; Eurotiales; Aspergillaceae. The transcript has 2 exons. The coding region runs from base 1 to 228 and encodes 75 amino acids. The record is from RefSeq and is a predicted model, not a curated record.
AUGGUCAAGUCAUCCACCGCAGUCAUUACCCUGCUCGUGGCCAUGGCGACGGCAGCACCUAUUCCCAUCGGGGCCAAAAACACUCCCUCCCACUUGAACGAUAACAAGCCCCGGCUAGAGGCCCCAACGCUCGCCAAUCUCCUCCUGAAUCCGGAUCUUUUCAAGUCUUUUAAUUUUUCUGGUCUGGUUAAGCCUGUCGGAGACGCACUCACUCCCCCUCCACCUUGA